This is a messenger RNA of Seriola dumerili (greater amberjack), 1553 nucleotides long. RefSeq names its product 4-hydroxyphenylpyruvate dioxygenase like (gene hpdl). Bases 1 to 1353 code for a protein of 450 amino acids. The record is from RefSeq and is a predicted model, not a curated record. The transcript is spliced from 5 exons. Gene Ontology annotation, molecular function: 4-hydroxyphenylpyruvate dioxygenase activity. NCBI's taxonomy places the organism in Eukaryota, Metazoa, Chordata, Actinopteri, Carangiformes, Carangidae. Gene Ontology annotation, biological process: aromatic amino acid metabolic process.
AUGGCAGCUUACUUGAGUCGGUUACACCACAUUUCGCUCCACGUUUCUAACGUGGAGAAAAUAACCAACGACCUCGUCUCUAAGUUCAAAUUUAAUUUGUUUGCUACCAGACUAACCGAAAGGUCCAGACAGCUGGCUUUCAGAAAAGGAGCGGCAGUUUUCGUCGUGAAUGAGAGACCAAACCAGAGCAGUGUGAGAAUGAAUGGAGAGCUGCUGGGCUUCACAGACACACAUUCACCUGAUACACACCGGGUCAAGUCGGGGAAAUGCAACCAGGAGAAUUCCACGAAAUGUCUGUUCGAUGUCAGCCCACAUUAUUCGGUGGAUACUGUAAGCAACGUGUGUUUCGAGGUGGAGGAUGUGGAAAGGUCAUUCAAGGCUCUUCGCCAUCUGGGCUGCAAUUUCCUGGUGCCUCCCACCACAGUUCAGGACGAGGGCGGUCUUGUCACCUACUUGGUGGUUAAAUCCAUUGUGGGGAAUGUGUGCCACACACUAAUCGACAGGACCAAAUAUGAGGGAAACUUCUUGCCUGGGUUUGAUGUUGUUGAAAAGAACAGCAGCUCAGAAGAAGAGGACAGGUCUUGUCCAGUCACACAUUUUGACCACAUAACUUAUGCCUGUCCCAGGAAAACUACCCACCAGGUCAUGAGGUGGUAUGAGCAGCUUUUUGGUUUCCAGAGGUUUUUCAUUGAUAGUGAGGAAGAUUUGGACGAAGGUUUUGUCAUAAACCAGGAGGGCAUUGGACUGCGUCUUACCGCCAUGGAGUACUGGAAAUGCAGCAAAGCAGGCAUCAUUCUUCCCUCUGUGGACAAAAAAGAGCCCGAUUGCAAGUUUGUCAUUGCAGAAUCACUGCCUGAACAAGGCAGGAACCAGGUCGAUACCUUCCUGGAGGAGCACAGGGCCCCGGGGAUCCAGCACAUUGGGCUGUACACAAAAAACAUUGUUUCUACUGCACAUACAAUGGCCGAAGCUGGUGUACAGUUUUUCUCCCCUCCUCCUGCCUACUACACCAAGGUGGGAAAACAGCAGGAAAUAGAGGCUGCAGGACACAACCCCCAGAUGCUGGCGCAGCAUGGCAUUCUCCUGGACACAGACCUGCACCAGGAUCUCUCAUCAGAGAAAGCAUCCAGUGAAAACAGAAGAUACCUUCUCCAGGUGUUCACCAAGCCCAUCUUUGCAGAGGACACAUUCUUCCUUGAGCUGAUAGAGCGAAGAGGGGCGACGGGUUUUGGCGAGGGAAACAUCAGAGCGCUGUGGAGGUCUGUGCAGGCCUACAUGGAGAAUGAGAGGGAGGAUUCUCAAGGAGAGGGAUCCCCAAAAACUGUUCACACUGCUCACACUGCUCAGUAUUAGUCACUCCAGACAUUAUUAACUGAGGUUAUUUUAUUUAAUGUGUUUUAUAUAUAUAUAUCAAUGUGAGAGCACAUGUUAGGGAAAAAAGUAUGUGAGAUAUAAAAAAGAUGUAAAAUAACAGAUCAAAACUGCAUCGUGAACAAAGUGGUUCAAAAACAGAUGUUACAUACUAUACUUGAAACGUGACAAAAUAAAUACAC